Messenger RNA from Acanthoscelides obtectus, 2346 nucleotides. The record is from the annotation of a GenBank genome assembly. Lineage: Eukaryota; Metazoa; Arthropoda; Insecta; Coleoptera; Chrysomelidae.
UAAACGUCAACCAAAGAUCAAAGCUGUCAAAAUUGUAAUGUGUUAAUACCGUUUAGUUUUAUUUCAUCGAUGUUGAGGUCAAAAUUCUACGUGUAGUUUUUGAUAAUUAUGAAAAAAUCCUGAAAAAUGGGUGACGCGCAACCAGCCCAGCAGCAGGGCAAAAAUAACAUGGACUUCUACAUCAGGCUUGCGAGACCUCUCAUAUUCAACCUACCAGAAGCUCAAGAUCGAGUUCUAGCUUCAGCAUGGGUUAGGAAAAUCAAAGACGCAGACAUGGGUAGAGAAAAGCUAAGGACUGAUUAUAUCAAGCUCCUACUUUUCGCUUUACAACGUAAGAAAUUGGUGGGCAUCUUUUCCGAAGAUCCUACUGGCUAUGAAAAGUUGGAGGAGUUCCCAGAAGAAUAUGACUUGAACGAAAUGGCAAGGCAAAUCCUGCUAAAAGAAAAGAAAGAACGUAUACAGAGGAUCAGAAGACAGCUCAGAGGACAAACAGGAGAUUAUCCUCCAUAUUCUACUGACCUUUCUCCAGACUUGCGGGAAUAUGUCGCCGCUCAAGAUAUUCCUGGAUUCGGCGUUCAUUGCUACUACGCUAUCUCCAAAGAUCCUGUCAAUACCUGGUUAAAGGCUGAUAAGGGAGUCUUCCCCAAAAUGGCAAAAAGUGCUGUGGACACUAGUGGACCAACGCCUCCAGGAACUACUUUAUCUGAUUCUUGCAUUUGCAAACCUGGUGAAGACCCUAAAGAGCCUCUUGGAGAAUGUAAAGCAAUCCAAUUACAACAACAACCUGCUCCGAAAAAGAAAAUGAACAAGAAGCUGGGAAAAACACCUCCGACAGCCCCACUGGGCAAGAUGCCGGAACCAGAUGACAGAACUCCACCACUCUGGGGUUCUAACUUGCUAGAAGUUAGAGAUGUCGAUAAUAGUGAUCUCUUGCCAGAAGUAGAAGCUCCUGCAGAUGCUAGAGAUCGUGAAGAAGAAGAGGCCCUGAUGCGUGAAAUGGGAUUCGUCGUGGCCGACUACAUGUCAGGCGAGAUCAUUACACGUGGCCACAGGACAAAGAGAAAGAAGAAGCCUCCAGAACGCGACCAAGAACAAGAAGGUGGAUGGGAAGGAGAAGGAGGGGAAGAAGAAGAAGGAGGAAUUGAGGGUGAGGCAGAGGAAGAAGAGAGCGCUGACACUGCAAAGAGGAGAGAAGAAAUCAUGCAGGAUGCUAAGCUGCUGGAGUAUUUCAAGGGGAAAUUGGAAAAGGCCCAGCAUAAGCAGAAGAUGAUGAAGUUCAGUGAAAAGCUAGGAGAAGCAGUACCUGCACGGUCAGGAAUUCCAGUUACAACGCCGAAACCGUCAGUUCUUCCUCAGAGAAUUCCAAACGCAGAGAUGUUGCUUUCUUCGGGAAUACCGGGAGCAGAAGCUUUGCCUCCUGGAGAGCAGCUGCGUCUACCUGAACCGAAGCCGCUCCCUCCAGGCAAAGAUGAGCCGAUGUUCAGGAUGUACGAAAAGAUUACAGGCGCCAUCGAAGUUGACGAGCAGAUAAAGAUGAUCUUAGACAGAGCGGCCAAACAGCAGGCCUUGCUUGAUAUGAACGGAACGGACGAAGACGGGAUGGGCAUGCCAGCGGAUCAAGUGGACGCAGAACCACCACCGGAACCGAUCAAACCAAUCCAGCGUGGUUCUCCGCAGGCUACAGGAAUCAUUGGCAUGUUCAUGGAUUCCAUGAACGAACAGCAGCCUCCUCCAAGGCCGGUGGGGCCCCCGCCACCCCAUCAACAAGAGCCGAAGAUGAACGAUGAGGAAGGUAAAGGAAUGAAGCCCAAGAGAAAGAAAGAUGGAAAGCCUCAAAAAGCCACAUACGAGCCUUCUGGAUCGCCAGCUACCGAUCAACAAAUUAAGAACAUAAUGGACAGAGCUGCCCAACAGCAAAGCUUGCUAGAUCAGCAGAAAUUUGGUUCCCCAGGAGCGCAAGCGUUCAGCAGACUUCUAGAUACAGCUCAAGGUCAAGACAUCAUGGAUGAGGCGAUAAAUUUCCCUGCAUCUCCGCCUUGUCCUCUAACUUGUCCCGGUUCACCAGGUCGCUUGGGUAUGUACCUAAAUGAAAGCCGCUUUACAAAAAAAAAAACGUUAAAAGAAGAAGCGACAUUUCCAUUUGGUAAAAGUUGUAAGGGAAGUCACUUGUUAUACAUGUUGUCUAUCUCAAGGCUCCCCACUCACGUCUAUAUACAAUGUGUCCCAGAAGUCGGAAACUGGGGAUAGGCCGACUCAUAAUAGUAACCAUGUAAAAAUAUAAAAGAUAGCUAAAUCGUGUACUUUUCAUAUUUUACAUAUGCUUUAAGAAAAUCGCAAAAAUCUUCA